CCACAUUUGGGUUGACGGAGGGCAGAGUGCGCGAGCCCGGGCAAUGUCCUUUGAGGUCUCCUCGAGAGUAACCCUUCGUUUCACAAUUGCGCAACACGGGCAGGGAAACCUCUGCGCGGCGCCAAGAAUCCUGACCUCCCUUCCUCUCCCGUUUUGCUCAAGGGCCCAUCCCUGGCGGGGGCUUAUCCUUCUCGCCCGCCCUGAGGAAGGCCGAGGGGUUCAAUCGUCCCUCUCCCGCCUCCUCUCCAGGCCCCUUGGCGGGCCCGCCCGCUCCCCUGAGGGCGAAAGCGGAGAGGGGCGGAGUCGAGGGCCGCCCCCACUGCCCAUGCGCAAGCAGGGCGAGUGAGUUUACCGCCUCAGCAGCAGCCGCUGCUGCUGCAUUUAGCCAUAGCGGCUCAUCGCCGCAGACAGCGCCGCCGCCGUCUCUUUUGCUCCUCCUCAGGCCAGAGAAGCCAGCCAGCCAUGCCGCCUCCGGGUCAGGUCCGGAUGCCGGACUGGGACGCCCUGAAGCUCCGCGUGCGGAGCCUGAUCAGCUCCCACCGGGUCAUGAUCUUCAGCAAGAGCUACUGCCCCUUCUGCAGGAAGGUGAGGCGCGGAGGGAGGAAGCGGGCGUCGCCUUGGCAACGACCCGGCAAGGGCAGCGGGGGCGUCGGAGGCCCGAGGAGGCCGCGCUGCCCGCCGCCGGGAGAGGGGGGGAACUAGGCCCCCCACCUCUCGAGGGAGCGCCUCUUCACAGCGCAGGCUCACGCCGCGCCGCGGUGGGAGUGAGGGGCAGGGGGCGCGCAGACAGGGCCCUGCUGCCUUCAGUAUCCGCGGAGACGCCCGCGCAUCCUCCUCACCGGACAGCCCGCUCCCUUGAGGCUUGGCUGCGGUUGCGGGGUGAGUGUCCCGGAGUGGCUCCCCCAGGGUCGGCUUUGUGAGCGUCGAGUGACCAGAGCCUAGCAGGAAUGGCGAGGGGCCUCGACCGCCCUCUGCCUCGGUGGAUUUUAUUGGUUUCUCUAAUGGCAUUCCUCUUGCAGUCACCUUUUCCUCGCCCUCCUCGUUCUUGCAAGGCUAUCCAGAUGCUUGGAAAGGCUGGUGCGAAUUCUAAUCUGAUUCGGUGUUUUAACUUAUUGUAUGCGUUAAUGAGACCUCCGGGUAUAGGGGCAAUGCUGUAUAUAAAUUCAAUUAAUAAUAGUAAUAAUAAUGUGUAGCAGUUUCCACACACAUACCCCGGUUUUAUGGUUUUAGCUUUUUGUAAACCGUUCUGAGAUCUGCUUGCAAGCAGGCUGUGUAUAGGUUUUAUGAAAUAAACAAAUAGGUUUAAUCUCCCUUGCCAGCUCUGUGAGGUAGGUUAGGCUGAAAAGCGGUGUCUGGGCCAAAGGUCACUCAGUGAGCUGCAUGGCUGAGUAGGGAUUCAUUCACGCUCUUGCCUCUGACACACUAACUACUACACCAUACUGUCUCUCGAUGUUGACCUGGUAUUGCUUUAUUGGGGGAAAGGACACGAUUCAAGGUGGGCCUGAACUAGAAGUCCGAGUCUUCAUAACCCACUGCCCUUCUGCUUCAAUGCCAGGGUUUCCUAAUUAAUUACCAAAUGGACUAAAAUUUUAAAGAUGCUGUUUUGGAACGAAACCUCAUUGAAAUAACAGACAACUGUGUCCAGGAUCAGACUUCAGAUCUGUUUGUAGGUCAUAUGUCUUUGAUCAGUUUGUGGAAUCCAGUUGUGAUUCCUGACUUACUUUAUGUGUUAGAGGUGUGGGGCAUAAGAUUGGAAAUAGAAAAGGCAGUAAAACCAGUAUCUAUUAAAUAGGGAUUAAAUGUGGUGUUUUUUAAAGACAUAUUUGGGACCUGUAGCUCAAAAUAAGUUCACUUCAGCUGACUUGAAGAUAGCUCAGCUGUGUUAGGCAUUUAACUGGCUAAAUCUGUCAUUCAGGGGAAAUAUGUUUUGAUCAUCAGAAGUCUGUUAAAUCUUUUCAGUGGGGAUGAAGAGCCUGAAGUAAUCGUAGGGUGGUAAAUAAAUAAUAAUAAUAACAAUAAUAAGAUUAAUUAAGGUGUGUAUUUUUCUCUCCCUUUGGUGUGUCAGGCGCCCACAUCAGAGCUUUUGAAAUAAAGGCUUCCCUGAUGGAACUAGGGAUGGGCAACAAGUCGAACCGCAAGAGACAGUCUCUAACUUUAUCUUAUGUUUGUGGCUGCAGCUAAUAUGUAUUCUUUAAGCAGAUAAGCUGAUGAUUAAAGCUUCUAUAAUAUGAUCAUGAGGAACAACAGAUCAGUUAGAUGACAUGUUCAUCUCUUAUUACUUGUGCACUUUUUGACAUGUCACUGGAAAUGGAAGUUUUGUAUUAAGAGAUUUGUAUGAUUUAAUUGGUUUCCUAGUCAAAAUAUUGCUUAUGGACCACCAUAAUGUUUUUAAGUGUGGUUAGUUUUUGCAUGUCACAUUGACAUGUAAAGGAAAGGCUGGGGAAAAGAGGAAACAGAACUCUGUGUUGAGCAAGUGCUUUUUCCUGGCCCUGUACAGCUCUUACCCUCUGUAUGGAAAGUCAUAACUGGUCCAAAUCAGGAAGCAAUCUAAUACCAAAAAUGAGUCAGAGCAGAGCUAAAAAAUUAUAUGGGUAAAAGAUCAUAUGUUCUUCUUGAACUAGUUGUCAAGACUGAGUAUGAGUAUAGGCUACUGUGUGUUGAAAUCCCCUUACACUACCAGAAAACAAUCAAAUAACAUAGUAGUAAGCAAUUAGGGAGCUGAAGUGAAACGUUGAUAGUGAAUUAACACAAGUAAUAGGUAACAGGUAAUAGUUAUCUAAAUAAUAGUAAAGGCUUUAAUAUCCUCAAACGGUGGAGCCCGGACAAAGUCCGGAAAUGGAUCCUGGAGAGAGACGCUCUGUUAGAUACCACAAAAAUACAGAUCCCAGGGUCCUCCCACUGGCUUCCCCGACUGAAAGCAGUCAAAAUAUGCGCCAACUACUUGGCGAAUAUCACCAAUCCCACUCUUCGGAGAGCCUUUACUAUGGCCCGUUUUCAAACCAUUCCUACGGCCUAUCUGUCAGGCAGAUAUGCAAAAAUCCCAGUAGAGCAGCGGAUAUGUCCUUGUUAUAUGAGAACCAAAGAGGAUCUCAUACAUUACAUGUUGUAUUGUCCCAUCUAUUCGGCCUUCAGGGAUGCGAUGUUACAAACUAUUCCUAAAUCAAUAGUCAACUCUGAGGACCAAGUAAAGUUUUUACUGGUAGACGCUGAUCCACGGAUUUCUCACGUGGUAGCGGUCUUUGUGGUGAAGGCUAUGAAAACUAGGGUAUGGUUCCUGGAUGAAACGGUGAGGUCCCUCCCAUUGCUCUCCUAACCUGUUGCUGUACCUUUUUCCUUGAAUGGUGGGGUUUUUUGGGUAGUUUCCUUGCUGGGACAACAUGGCAUGAAUUUUAGCUUACUUUUAUAAUCUUUUUGGUUUAUCUUUUAAUAAUGUUUUAUGGUAUUUUGUGUAAAGGCAUGGACCUCACAAAUCUAAUAAAUUUGUUGUUGUUGUAUUAUAGUAAAGGCGCAAACCAACAAUAGAGUGAGAAGGUAAAUGAAGAUUUCUGGGUCAAAAAGUGGACUUGUCGAGAUUAGGAGACUAUGUGGCUCUAGAUACAUAGUACUUUUUAAAAAAGCUGGUGAUUGUUUCUUCGUGUAGCAUUAUUUGGCUAACCAUAUAAUAAAAUCAAAUAUUCUGUUUUCCCCCACUGUCAGUUAUUAGUUACAGUAAGCUGAUUUUCAAUGUAUAAGGAAAAGGCACAAAAAUAUAAAGUAUUGAACCCAACAGACAAUUAUUUGGUUGAUUAGUUCAAAGGAGAGAAUUUCAAUCCCUCCCUUGUUAGGGUUUAACAAUGUAAAAUGUGUCAUUUAUAAUUAGCGUAUAAUAGAUUGUACUGCUUGGUAUAUUUAUGAAAGGUUGUAUUUAACAUCACCAGAAGAAGGCACCAUGAACAACAGUUAUUUCCCAUCCCCUCCUAUUCCUGAGCAUUCAUGAAAAGCUUCUCUAUGGGGUUUAGGAGAACCUACGCAACAUUAUGGGCUGUGUCUUAUGAUGCUGUAGUCACAGUCAUGUCCAAAGUCCGUUUUGGGGGCCUAAUCUGGCCCACAGGUCUGUUUAAUCCUGCCCCUGUGGCAGUUUAUUUCCUGGGGUAAAAUCCUUAAAAAAGCUGAACAACUUCAAUCCUAAAAAAGGUCAACAACUUUGGACUUUGGUCAGCCCCCACGGCCCUUCACUUCAUCAAAUCUGGCCCUCUUUGAAAAAAGUUUGGACACCACCAGGGGGAAAUAGUCUAUUCCUGAGAUCUUUGGAUGAGUGUUGCAGUAUUCCUUUGCCUAAUUUGGGGUGAUUCCACCUCCCGUUGUAACCUUGUUAAGACACAGCCCACAGUGUUGGGCAAUUUUUCUCCCCUAAUCCUGUUGGGGAUGGGGGAUGGGCGGGGAGGGAAAGAUUGGUUGCAUAAGGUCCCUUCCACUCAUGUGAUGCUGGAUGCAACUUGAAAGUCACAGAGCAAUUAUUUCAAAUUUUUCUCUGACGUAUCUUUUUAGUGGAGCUUACACUCAGAUGAGCGUGCAUUAGAUCACAGUCUCAGAAGUAGAAAUGCCUUAGUUCUUUACAUUUGUGAAUACAUGUACAGUUGUACCUUAGUUUUCAAACGCCUUGGGAGUCGAACGUUUUGGCAUGCCAAAUAAUUGAAAACUGGAAGUGAUUUUUCCGGUUUUUGAACGUUCUUUGGAACCUGAAUGUCUGACGCAGUUUCCAAUUGGCUGCAAGAGCUUCCUGCAGCCAAUCGGAAACCGUGCCUUGGUUCCCAAAUGUUUUAGAAGUCAAACGGACUUCUGGAACAGAUUCCAUUUGACUUCCAAGGUACUUCUGUAAUACUAGAGAUAACUGUAGAUUGCUACAUGCGGUAUGCUUGGUUCUGGUGUCUCCAGGUAGCACAUAGAUCACCUGAAAAAAGCAAGGAGCCAUUCAGAAGCCACCAAGACCCUGUUUUCCUGCUUGCAUAUAGACAGCAGCAGCAAGGUGCAGAAGUGCAUCUUGGAUUUGAAUGUUGAAUGUUGUAUUCACAGGAAUUGUCAUUCUCUAAUGAUAUAGAUUGCCAUACACAAAAAUCUUCACAUGUAAAACGUUUUGAGUAAAGCCUUGUCCUUAAACCAUUUCACUCAUCCCAAAUGUUAAUAAAUAUUCCACACUCUAACCAACUGAGCUAUCCAGAGGAGUUGUUUUCAAUGUUCCUCAAAGCAAUUUUGCAUUUGGAAAAAAACUGAAGAGAAGUCUUCAGGGGACGGUUCCCAAUGUUUUUCCAAGGUUUUCCCCAGGCUUCCACAGCUCUGAGGUAAGCUUUUUCUUCAGCUCUUCCUAGAUCAGUGCAGUGAUACAGGUUUUCUGGAAAACAUUAAAUUAGAAACUUUCCCCAUUACCCUAAAUUGAUUGGCUUAUGAUAAGCAAAACAAAAUGCCACUUAAGCAUGCUGUUGUUUUUAUAUGCUGUUUAAAAACUGUCAGAAUUUUUAGUGGUCAAAAGUAUUGCCCUUACAGUGCAAUCCUAUGCAUCUCUGCUCAAAAGUUACUGCCCUCUAAAAGUGUAUAGGAUUGCAGGCUAAUGUCAUUUGGAGUUUAUGCAUUCAUUUUGAAACAUGUUUUGUUGAAAUACUUAUGUUUUAAAACAUAAUUCAAUAGCAUGCACUUACAAUUUUAAGAAAAAUGACACAAUUUUAGCAGGAACAAAGAGCUCUAGAGACAGAUAUUUCCUAGGUAUAGAGGCCACAGCUUUGCAUACACAGGAUUGUGGGUUCAAAUGUCAGCAUCGCCAGCUACUGCUGGGAAAGAUCCUUGGAGAUGUGCUGCCAGUUGGUGUAGACAAUACUGAGCUAGAUGGACCCAGUGGUCUGAUUCAUUGUAAGGUGGUUUCCUCUAGUGUGUGGCUGGCUGCUUGAAUCCAGGGAGUUGGCCUUUCUAUCCUUUUUUUACUUUCUCUGUAGUAGUAUAGCCCAGGCCUGCAGAGCUUCAUGUUGUAACCAUUUGGCAUAUUCACUGAUAGGCUAGUCAUCUUGGAUGAUAAGUAUUGGAGCAUUGGAUGUGGCUUAGAGGUCAUUGCUGGCUGCUGGUUUUACCUCUGUUCUAAUUAUGGAUGUUUGUUAGUUUUAACAUCUGCUGUUGGUUACAGCUUCCGCCACUUUGUAAGUUCUGUUAUAGGUAAAGAUAUAAAAUACCUUUGAAUGUUGGGGGUGAGACAUUCCCUCCGCCCCAGAACUGAUGUCGUAUUGAGACAGGUAGAUACAUGGCUGGAUUGGCUGCUUACAUGGCAUAUUCCUGCAGAAAGCAGGUUUGAACUCCCAUCAGCUGAUGGGUGUGGAGUUCAAAUCUGCUUAGUUUUGCUGUGCAGCAACUUCCCCACAAGGAAGUCAUUGGCACAGCUGAUCUCCGCAGAAAAUGAUGAGCAGAGAGUUCAGUCCUGCUUUGUUUGGGUGCACAAGUGAACUUAUUCACUUGUGCAACCUAUCCCUGCAGAAAGCAGGAUUGAAUUCCUUGCCCACCUGUCCCACCCACCCUGCAGAAAGCAGGAUUGAACUCCAUGCCCACCUGUCCCACCCACCUGUCAAAGUUGGGCCAUGGGAGAUGGGGAGUUAAAGAUCUAGCCUCCUGGGCCAGAAAGCUUCUCCACUCCUGGUGUAGACAAUAUUGACUUAAUCAGUUAAGACAGCUUCCUCUGCUACACCUGUGAAGCCAAAAGGUCAGAUAGAAUUAUUGUAAUAAACAUAUAUGAAUUAUGACAGACUUUCUCUACAGAAAACAUACACAUAUACCGGGUGAUGCCCAGUGUGGGUCAUGCUUGAAGUAGACACAUUGAAAUCAGUGGACUAGCACUCAAAUUUUAUCUUUGGUAAGUCAUAAUGCACAAACCGCUUAUUCUAAUCACUGUAGCACAUUCUUGUUUUCUGAGGUUGUGAUAAACAGGCAAAUACACAAUCACAAACAGUCUGGAAACUUGAGAUUUGUGAAAGGAUUAUCGCAUAUGCCCAUCAAAUUCAACAGCAGUUUUUUAGCAUGCCUGUAGGAUGCCUGCCGGGCACCUUCGUUGCAUAUCUUUAGGCGCCAGGCAAAAAUGUAUCUCCAUAACCAGGCCUUUGGCUGAUUUAACAUUCUGUGGCCUUUUAAAUGUGUUUGUGAGAGGGGGUUUUUUGGUUUCUUUGUGUUAUUUUGUGUUUUCAUUUUGUAUUUUUAAGUUGUAAACUGCCCUGUGAUAUUUGGAUAAAGAGUUGUAUAGGAAUUUAAUAAAUAAAAUAAAAAUAAUAGUGCAUAUAUGAAUAUAAAUAUGUGUGCAUGCAUGCAUAUAAUUAGUAUCCAAGUCAGCAUAAUUUAUGUUACAAAAUCCUAAUUGGCUCAUAAAGUAGCAGUCAUGGGAGCCAGCUAAUUAGCUACACAGCAGUUUUUAAUGUAGGUGAACUGGUUUAGAAAAACAAAAAGCAGAUCAGAUGCCAAGAAUUGUUCUGGAAAGUAGAGUAUCACACCAGACUCUCUUAAUAGUACUGUUCAUUUAAACUACCACAGUAGCUGCUUCUGUUGAAUAUUACACUAGCAAUAUUUACAAUAAAUUAUCAUUUUAUGAGAGAGGAAAUAAUUCAAGGGUAAAAUAAGCACUUGGCAAAUGUUCCUAUGUAGUUUUUCCUUAAUAUUGGGCCUGCAGCUUGUGGCCCAGAAAUUAUGGAUUUGUUGAAGGGAGGACUUGUUCCCAUCCGCUUGGUGCCUUAUUGCAUCCUUGUUAACAUCCUUAAAAUGGUUAAGAAGAAAUAAGAAGCAGGAAUUGCUUAUUACUAAGGCUAAUCCUUGAUAAUAUCUUCACCAUCACUCCAGCAUUUGCAAUUGCCUCAUAAUGUAGCACUAGUCAUUUGGGCGCACCUAACCAGUUCUAUUUUACAUUGCACAGUUUCAUCAGCCUAGUGGGCUGAUGAGAAUAAAGCAGGGUGGGUUUUUUGUUUUUGAAAUUUUUUUUAUUUAAAACUAUGAUUAGACAGCUUGUAGAAGACCAAAAAAACUAAUGAAAAGCCUGAUAGGUCAUCCAAUACAAGCAAUGGAAAUAUGCAAAUUCAUAAUUAUAUUUUAUUUAACAUUCAGUACUUCCUUCACAAAAAAGUUUUGUUCUGUUUUGUACCUAAGAAAUGGGUGCAAUUCUCCCAACAGCUUUCUGUUUUUAGUCCAUUUCACAAUAUUAAUUUUUACAUUAGUUUGCCUCCAUUAUUCUGUUGAGGAAAGCGCUUGUGACAAAUACCUUUGCAGUAGGCUUCAAUUAUAACAAGAAGUUUCUUUCCAUCAUUGCAUAUUUGACUUUGCUAAUCAAUAGCAGCAAACGGCCAUACAUUACUGCAUUCUGUUAUCUUUUUAAUAAAUCAUAACUAACUGCAAACACUUCAGCUGUUUGCAUGACAACUCAUUCACAUGUAGCAAUAUGCUUUGCUCCUCCCUGGUACAAGUGGGAAUUAGAAGCCUAGAAACCAUGGCUUAUUGCAUUUGAACCUUGGAUCAUGUGUUUGCUCGAGAACAAACCAGAAUCAGCAAGCUAAGAUCAAGCCACAACUUCAUGGUUGUGGUUGGUUUGGGAGAAACAAAUCAUGUUUGUGAGUUAAUGACAAGCCCAUAUGGCUUGUUGCUUUCAGUUAAACCAUGGCUUGUUAUUAAUCCACAUAAACUGGGUCAUUGUGAGCUAUUUUUUAUUAUAUCUCUAUUAAGUUAACCAGAAAAUUGCAGACAUUAUAUUCAUUUGUACUGGUGUGUAAUACCAAUGAAACAACUAAUUAGUAAAUACAAAAACAAAAAACUUGAAAAGCUACAUCCAAAUUGUAAUGGACCCCUUAUACUAGGGCUGCAAUACAUCUGGAUUUUCCCGGACAUUAAUGGAAUUUCAGAGGCGGAAUUAACACCCAGAGGGAAUUUCCGAAAGGUGGCGCUUUGUCCUGGAUCUUAGACAAGUCAGUCAAAAAAUCAUGUUUUUUGGUGUGUUUGUUAAAAAAAGAAAGUUCAAUAACUUUGGGUUUUGUCUAAAAAAAGUUCAACAACUUAGAGUGUCCUGGUUUUUACUUUUUGAAAUAUCGCAACCCUACCUUAUACACACACAGUUCCUUUAGUUGUCAGAAAUACUAGGUAGAAAGGGUAUUGCCAUUUAACCCAGACAAUAUCAUUAGCUGGUUUAAGAGAGUAUUUUAGACAUUAACUUACUUUUCACAAGUAAGGUACAAACAAUUGAGGACUUGGAUGCUGAGAUGUCUUACAUGAGCAGAAAGGCACUGGUACUUGCACAAAGCAGUCCUGCUGAACUCUGAUUUCCCUGUUCUUCUGCAGCCUCUUUCUGCAGAGGAGGAGGGUGGAAUGCACAGUGGGGGUGGGGGCGGAGAGCCACAAACUCUGUGUUGCAUGAGUGGAGUUUUGUUCUGCUUUCUCUAGAUCUAGCCCUAGAAGUUCAAAUUUGAUAUGGUUGAAUUUGAAGUGUUGCACAAUUUUGAAGAUGGUUUAUAUGAAAAUAAUAAAACAACAGUGGGUUAAAAUCCACUAUGAUACAUCAUUUGGUAUAACACAGAUGUACAGUGGUACUUCGGGUUAUAAACGCUUUGAGUUACAAACUCCACUAACCUGGAAGUAGUACCUUGGGUUGCGAACUUUGCCCCAGGAUGAGAACAGAAAUUGCACGGAGGUGGCAGCAGGAGGCCCCAUUAGCGAAAGCGCGCCUCAGGUUAAGAACUGUUUCGGGUUAAGAACGGACCUCUGGAACAAAUUAAGUUCAUAACCCGAGGUACCACUGUAUUCUUAAUAAAAUAUCUUACAAAGAGAUAACCAGUAGAUUGAAAUUAUCUAGCUUUCUGCCUCCGCAAAUUGCUUUCACUUGAUAAGUGGCUUUAAUGGAAAAAAUAACUGCUACAAAAUAGUAUUUUUUUUCUUGGAGAAUAUGUAUAUUUUUUUAAUAGUAAUAUAUUAAAAAUAUUUCCACAAAAAGUUUGUCUUACAACCAGCUUUGUAAGCAGUUUGUGAUGAUAACUUCCCGGUCCUAUAAAGGCCUACACAUAAGGAAGUCCCAUUCAGUUCAGUGGUGCUUUCUGUGAAUCAGGUGGGUAUGGGAUUGCAAUGCUAUCCAGCCCCACAGAGGUGAUGGGAAAGGGGUUAGGAUAGCACAUAGUGAUCCCUCUGCUAGUGGAGAGGAGCCCUUCUGGUGGGGAGGCUAUGCCCUGACCAAAGGAAAACUGCUCUUGGCGGUUCUUCCUUUGCCAUUAGCCAGUAGAAAUGCUGAAAUGGGACAUUUCAGGAUAGCAUGCCAAUGGCUUUGUGUGCUUUUAAAUUAUAUAAAAGAAAACUAGCAAUCUUCCAUAUAAUAUGUCAUAAACAGUUAUAGCCAGCACUUGCUGGUUACCUACAGAUGCACUGUAUAAUUUCAUAAGAAAUUUUUUUGCACUAUUAUUCAAUGAGAAAUAAAGGUUCAAUUUUUAUGCCUUUCCCUGGUCUCACUUAAAAACAAAAUAUUUAUUUUUGCAGGUGAAAGAUCUCUUUCAAUCUUUGGCAGUAGAAUACAGUGUUCUGGAACUUGACAAGAUUGGUAAGUAAAAUUGACUUGCUAUUUCAUUGUUGAUAACCAUAGAUACAUUACACAAAUGCACACCAUUUUACUGAAUGAAGGCAUCCUUUCAGUCUGCAUGAAAGAAAACAACUCCCAAAAUGUAUUUUUUAUCCAGUUACUUAAUUUUGGAUUUUAAGUAAAUGAGUUUUGUGUUGGGAAGUAAAAUUUUGUCGUUUUUUGGAAUUUUGAAGGACUGUGUCUGCUCUGUUCUUACGAAGCUGUUUCUGUUGCAAAUGUAAAUGUACACUCCUUUAUUUCAAAUAUUAUCUGUUGUAUUGGUUGCCAACUUAUUAAUGAUUGACAUAUCUAAACUUCAGAAAGAAAGUUGCUGACUCAUUGGCAAGAAUUCUAGCACCAACUAUAAUCUGAGUUUAUUGUUGAGCCCAGGCAUUCUGAGAUUGAUAGUGCUGAUUCUGAUCCAUCCUGGGGAAAUGUUUCAGAAGUUCUUUUUCUUUCUUAAUUCUUUCAUCUAUUUUGUACUGCAUUGGCUUAGUUUGGAGUGAAUGUUUUGGCUUUUUAAAGCAUGGUUGUAGGCUUACUUAUUCAGUAAAAUCCACCAUUCAUUGGGGCUUUUACCUAGAUAAUGUUAUCUUUAUAAGAUUGAUUGCACAGAGCUCUCAGGCAGAAUGAAAGGUAACCCACAGAUAAGAUGAGAGCUUGCUUAAUUCUUUUUACCAAUAUAAGAUGACCAAAUUAAAUGUUUUCCCCUCACCUCUUUUGUGUGUUACAUGAUCUGGACCAAUACAGCAACAUGAUGAUAAUUUUGGAUUCUUUUAGCUUUAAUCAAUGUGUCAGAUACCAAAACAUUAAAUGAAUAGUUUGGUUUGAUGCAUGUUCUGCCACAUUUUGCUUGUCAGCAAGUUAAAAGAAAGCUAUAAUAAUAGUAAAAUACAAAACUUUUUUUAGAUACAACCAAUUAACAAAGUAACUGCGGCGUUCAUAGGCUCUAUUCUUUGUUCUUUGAUUGAGGUUUGUUUUUGUUUUGAACAAUCAUUUGUUUUGUUGAUAUCCCAUUUGUGAGCUUCCUUGGAGCCUCAAUCUAGGUCAAAAGGCAGACUAGAACAUUAAAAACAGGGGUACAUUUGGAAGAAAGGGCUGGUGUUGUUUUGCAUACGUAUUGACUUUUAAUAUGCAUCAAAGUUGAAAAGCCAGGCUGAGGAAACAAGUGAGUUCUUGUCUCUUAUAUGAAACCCUCAUGCAAUAAUUGAACACGAGGUUUAGUAAAAUCCUUUUGAACUGUAUCACUAUAUCCUAAGGCUUACAAUUCUACAGAGACAUAAUUUUUAUGAGUUGAUAAUUGAGAUUGAUCUUGUGUUUGAAUUAUGACUUGAAGUACAAAAAGGAUUCUACUGACUUAGGCUUAAACCCAGUUUGCUCUAAAAUUGCAUCAUAGCUAAAAAUAAGCCAUGGUCUAACAUGAAUGAGCAACAUGCUUGGAGCUCACUUAUUAAAUUGUACCCACCCUGUUUUAGAAAACAUAUUGGAGGCUGGCCUUAUGCCCCUGCCACCAACCCAACUGAGCGCUGUUUUGCAUGUAUCAUUAAGCCAGUCUGCAGUAUAUUUCUUCCUAGGUUUGGAAAGGGAGAAGCAAGGGGGUGUCAUUUCAGCAGUGUGCAUCAACACACUACUCCUUUGUGAUAAAUCCCAGUUUAUAUUAUAUGUGGUGUUACGUUACAUGUGAACCAGGCCUUAAUGAUGCAACGUUGAGGUUGUGAGGAUCUAAAGGUGGUUUCACUACCCAUCUAGCACACUGCUGGGCUUGUGCUGGCAGGUUGGAGGAGUGUUCUUGUGCGUCUCCAUCUACUUUACGGGGAUUAAAAAACAACUUUCCCCUCCAUUGGAAACAGUGUGAGUGGAAGAACAGGAAGAGAUUUAGACCAGUUCGUGAGCUAGUCUAAAUCUCUCUGCAUUUGGGGAACAUACUGGAGCACUGGGAUAGUCACUCUGUCUUUGGUUGAGCCACAGCCACGAGAAAGUUGCCGCAGGGAAGGGGGAAAUUUGACAUCGGAGCUCACAAUCUGAUGUCAGAGAGGGAGAUCUGUUGACAGAUCCCCUUCCCUAUCACUGCAGCAUCUUCUGUGGCCAUGGUGCAGCCAAUGUUGGGACUCUGGUUUGGCUAAAGCCAAAAGGUGGGCAUCCUCCCAGGGGCCAUAGAUUGCUACCUCAGCUGAAUAGGUCUUGCCCUCUGCACAGUGCUUUAUAGAUUGAUCAGUUUAUUUAUUUGUCAGCAAGGUACUUUGCAUUUCAUACUGUACUGGAAUGUUAGAUUUUGGAUUUAGAGAAUUUUCAGGUUCUUGUUAGAUUCAUGAUGUUAAGUCACUUCUUUCAUGUAAACUGCCCAAAAUGAAUGAAUGACUGAAUGAAUAAUUGUAUCUGCAAUCUGCUGCAUUGCUGGAGCUGAGGCACACGGAUCAAUCUUAAAUAUAGUUAGUAAAGACCAGUCAACUGCAAAUCAUAAUUUAUGAAGCUGCCUUGCUUCAAAUAAUCAUAGUUAAGAUUAACUACGUUAAACUAAACAGCAGUUAAUCUAAAACAGAUGCAGAGAAAUUUAUAAUCUGCUUGUGACCAUGUAGCUGAAGAAGAUGGAGCAUUGCUCAAGCUCAUUCUCCAUAGUGCUAAACCAUGAUGAGUCUUUCAUCCAGAUGUGGUCAGUCUGAAUGAGAUGUUUUCCUGAUUCUUAUCUGCCAUACUUAUGUAACGGCUUUAUAUAAAUUAUCUUCUGUUUUAAGCGCCACUUUUAUUAUAGCUGGUGGGAAUAGUGUCUCGCAAUGCAUAGAUCUUAGCAGAGUUGUAGGUUUUAAUUCUACCCUCCCUCUUCUCUCUUAGAUGAGGGGCCCAGCAUUCAGGAGGUGUUGCUAGAAUUGACAGGUCAGAGGACUGUUCCUAAUGUAUUUGUAAAUGGAACUCAUGUGGGUGGAUGUGAUCAAACUUUCCAGGUAAUCUCGCUCUUCCUCCUCUUGGCAUGAAAAUGAAUUGUUAUGAGAUAAUGAUUAUGCUUUUGUAGCUAGCGUCUCCAAACAGUGUCACUUGUGCUAUCUUGUUAUGCAGUACAUAAAGUUUGGAAUUCAUAAAGUUGCAACUAUCCUUUGUAUCAGGCUUGGGAAGUGUAUGCACCAGUAAGAAGCAAACAACCACCCUGUUUUAUAUGGGUUCUUUUUAUCAGGAGGACUUCAGGUUACAUUAUUGAUAUCUACAUUUCCUAGUAUUGCUCUUUCAUUGCUGUUGUUGUUUUUAGAUGUGCAGCCAGAAACGAUAUAUGUUUACUUUUGCCUUCUAUUUUCUUUCCCAAUAAAGAGUGUAUAGAAUUGUGGUACUAGCUUUAAGUUUUCUUAAAGGUCAGGCAAGGGCAAGGGCUUCCUUAUCAGGACAGCUGCAUCUUAAAUGAGUAAAACAGACCCUGCUCUUAAAACAUCUGUACUCAGUGAGUUUGUAUCCAACAGUUCUACUACUCACAGAAGGCUCUUGAAUUUAGUGGAGGGUUCAAUGAAUGGAAUGGGGAGGGAGGUGUUUUUGGCAGAGUUCCCCUUACUUCUGAGACACCCUGUGUCGUCACAAAACUAUGCUUCAGAGGGCAAGGUAACCCUCUGGAGCAGAAUGGAAGGUGGUGCAGGGCACUACAGGAAAAGGUAGGAUUUGUGGAAAGUUGCCUUCUCCUGCUGCUGCUAGAUUAAAGAGCUGUCCAUUUCUAGGAGGAGAGCAUUGGAUAUAACCUAGCUUUGUAAUACUAACAAAGUAUUCUGUAUUCUGAUUUCUGUGUCUUGUGUCCUUUUUACAGGCUUACCAUAGUGGCUUAUUGCAGAAGCUUUUAGGGGAUGGGAAAGGCGAAGAGAUGGAAGCCUACGAUUAUGACCUAAUUGUUAUUGGUGGUGGUUCCGGUGGCCUUUCAUGUUCUAAGGUAUGAACUCUACAAACAGGUUCCAAGCAUAUAGUGAAUUGUAUGUGGUUUCAUAUUUUCCAACCGACUCCUUACAUUUUUAAAAAUCUCAUUCACAAUACCUCAGCAGCAUUCCAUAUUUGAGUGGAACCGCAGUUCAGACCCUUGCCUGACCAAGGUCUUUUGACCCUGCAGCAAAAGGGCUAAAGAAACCUGGCCUGGUGUGUGGGUGUGGGUGAUGAUGUUUCUUUGAGAGAUUCAAGUUGCAUUCUUCAAAACAAAACAAAACUGGGAUUAAGUUUCAUUGAAUUAAGUGGACUUUACUUCCGAGCAAGCAUGCAUAGGAUUGUGCUGUCAAGACUAUUACAUUAUCUCUGAGCAGCCAAGAAAAAGGGGGUGUUUGUAUAUAACAGCAAAAGAAAACCUGUGACCUUCCAGAUGUUCUUAGAAUCCCAACUUUCAUCAGCCACCACCAGUGUAGUCAGUGGGUCAAGGAUGAUGGAAGUGGCAGGGCAACAGCAUCUGGAGGGCCACAGGAUCCACAUCCCUGGAGUAUGCCAUCCAAGUUAGCUUUACAUACGAAAGACCCUGCAGUCUAAUUACUAGGAAAUAGCUCUUGAGGAUCUAGUCAUCUGCUUAUUAAGAGAGGAGCUAAUGGAUUGCUAGGUUUUGUGUUGUGUUCGAGAACAGUUGUUCCCAAACAUUUCUCCCUGUGAAUGACUUGAAAAUGGCUGGUGCUCUUGGCAUACCACUUAAUGAUUUUCUGCCUUGGGGAGAGAGAUUGCUAUUGUGAUAAUUUAAUAAAUAAAUAAAGUAAAAUAAAUAAUGCACUGCACAAGAUACUGUGCGAGUUUUAAUUGUGUUCUUAUUGCUUUUAUUUCUUACAUUGUAAUUUAUUGUAUUACAAUUUGAAUUCCAUAGAAUUUAAAUUGUUAAACAAUAAAAUAUAAUCUAGGAAAUAAAAGAAGUAAUAAAAAUACAAUUAAGAAUCAAAAUACAUAUUUAGUGUGCCACAGACGAAGCUUGUGGAUCACUGAUGGUUGUCCAGUACUCAACUUGUUUGAGAAUUAAACCAUUCAUAACGCAUGCCAUAAAUUUAAGUUUAACGCCCCUUCUUCUCUUGGAGAAGGAAAAGGAUAUUAAUUGACAGAAGUCUCUUUCACCUGUAUAUCAUGAUACUACAACACACCUAUUGUACAUAUUUAGCCAGUGGCAACUUCUUAUUCACAUUUUGUAUUAUCCUCAGUUUGGGCAUGGGGGGAGGGAGUAUUUGAAUGUAUGGGAAAUCUUUGCAUUCUAGAGAGUCCUGGGGGGCAUAGGUGAGAGUCCUAGGAAUAAAACUGCUUAGAAAAUAACCCUAAUGUGGUAGAAGAAACCAAGAUUUAAAUCAACUGUGAGAGGUGAAAAAAGAAAUGUUUCAUGUAGGGUGUGUCUAUGCGUGGGAGAAGUAAGGACAUAUAGCUAAGAAUGCUAGUGUGAAUUAUGUGCUAAAUUGCUGUGUUGAAGAAACAUGAAUAACUGCAUUUCAGCCAGUGGCUGUUCUCUUCCUUGUCACAAAUGGUAACUUCUGUUCCUUAGGGCAUAACUGUUUUCACGAAUGUGAACUGUUAAACUGCACCUAAAAAGGGACAGUCUUCUACAUCUGCAUAGGUCUGAUGUUCACUUGUUUGUUAUUUACAGGAAGCUGCUUCCUUAGGAAAGAAGGUCAUGGUGCUAGACUACGUUGUGCCAACACCACUGGGUACAACAUGGGGUAAGUAGUGAUUUGAACAGAUUUCAGUGUUGCUACUUAGUCAGCCAACUAGCAUGUUGGGGGUUGUUCAUUCAUUAGUGUCUGUUUUGCUGUGUGCUCUUGAGCAUAACAUAUAGUCAAUGCGAUGGCUUUCUAAUUUCGGCUUUCUUCAAAUCCUCACCAAACCUCUCUUUAGAUCUGUGUCCUACAAAAAGUAUUAUUUGGCUAACGUUUUUGUUCGUAUGGAAGGACUUGAAUAUUUCUCAUCAAAAGAACUCUUAAACCUAUGCAGCACAAAAUUGGAACCAUGGCCAUUAUGUUCCCAUUACAUAAGCACAUACUGAUCUUGUGACUGUGGCAUUGGCUUCCUUGUUUUAGGUUACGGCAGCAGAAUAAUGACUUUAACAGAGUCGUGUUCAGAGUGCAGUGUAGUAUAGUGUAGUAUAGAACAAAAUGUCUAUGAAUCCAUUUAUCCAACUUUGAUUCUCCUUCAGUGCAUUCUAAUGACAUGAUAUGUUUAAAAGACUGGAUAUGAUGAACUCCAUGAGUAUCUUGCCAGUCAGUCGGUUGGUUCCAGACAUGCAAGCGGGAGGGCCUCUAAUCCAGUGGAGGUUGCUGCUGGAGGGAAGCAACUUUUGCAAAUCCCUCUUUCCUUACCUGCAGUCCACAGUCUUCCACACUGUUCCAAAGGAUCCCCCAAUCCUUCAGAGCAGCUGUAGGGGGGAGAAGGAAUGGGGGGCUGAUUUCUGCUCCAUUCGUGGUUGUUCUGAUCCAGCCCAACAACUAGUAGCAGAGAUGUUGAAGGUUUGUUGUAGAAAUGUUCACUAGUUCUUAUUCUGUAAGGUUAUAUGAAGCAUGUGGUCUUCACUGUAAGCCCUGGAAUUUCACUGCUGGCAGCUUUACAAAUAGCUCAGAGGGCUUAUGCAAUCCCCUGGUGGCAUGACAGGAUUCCUUGCCAAAGUUGAUUGUAUCUGAGAUAUGCUUAAUGUACACUCUUUGUUUCUGAUAUUAUUGGGAUAGAAUUAAACCUUUCAACAGCCAUUCAACCACUGGAUUUUAUGGACCCCUAGUGAUGAGUGUGCAUGUAAGGUCUCAAUUCACAUUUAAAUUUUCCUGAUGUAUAAUCUGCAUGGUUAUGUGAGUUGCACCAUCUAAGAUCUUUGGAUAUGUAUUUCUUAGCUUCUUCCUUUCCCACAGGCAUGUGUUGCUCCCCACCAUGUACACAUACUGUGUACGGAAUUGGAAAAUUUAGUCAUUUUUAGUUUGGUAAUAAUAAUAAUAAUAAUAAUAAUUUAUUAUUUAUAUCCCACCCAUCUGGCUGGGUCCCCCCAGCCACUCUGGGCGGCUUCCAACAAAACACUAAAAUACAAUAACUUAUUAAACAUUAAAAGCUUCCCUAAACGGGAAAGCCAUUUCUGCUAGUAAAUGGUAAAGCCAUUUCUGCUAGUGUGAGGCUUGUUAGUAAAAAUAUUGCAUUGCAUUUCACUUUCAGUUUGUAUACUGCUUUUCUAUGUUACUAUACACAAGACGGUUUGCAGCAACAAAACAUACAACAAAGAAUUCACACUUUAUAGUAAUCUGAUCCAAUACAGAAAGUCACAAUAAAACAUAACUUUAAAAUGUAACUACUUAUAUCAAAUAAAUUAAUAUUCAAUAAUAUCAAGUGCCUCUUGUUUCACUUCUGUCUGUAAAAGGAUACAUAGAACAGGGCAAAGGCAGGAAGCCUAAAUAUGUGAAGCUGUGUCAGUUGUCAAGUCUUAACCACCUUUAAUACUGCAGCUGGAACUUUGGUGAGGCUGGGGAAGAGAGCUCACCAAUAUUGCCCUUUCAUUGCUGCCAGCCUCCUAUGCAGGAGAUAAGAGGAAGCUGGCUGUGAAUAAUCAAGCCUGGUGAGAAGAGUCACUCCCUCUGAACUUAAUUUAAGCCAGACUGCCGAGGUUUGGAGUGCAGUCAAAGGCAGCAGCUACAGCUUUAUUUAUUGCGUGUUACCUUUCUUUUUUCCCUUUGUUCUUAUGUAUUUAAGCCUAGAUUAUUAGUUUUGCAGUAAUGAAUUGAAUCAAUGUUUGACGGGUUGUUGAUUUUGUCCUAUUUGAUAUGUUUUGUAAACUGGAAGACAUUUGUUGCAAGCAGCUUUGGGCAUAUGUAAAGUAGGCAUAUAAAUAAAUAAACUUGAUCAAUAAUGUUGCUCGGCACGCAGUAAGGGUUUGUGUUGUUGACCGUGUAUGUAAGGUAUCUAAGAUACGCCAGCAGUUCUGUGCAUCCUAAUAGUAGGUCUUACUUAAUACAGUACUGUUAAUGAGAAGUUUCUUAAUUAAAUGUACACUUUGCAUUUCAGGACUUGGCGGCACUUGUGUAAAUGUUGGCUGCAUUCCUAAGAAGCUGAUGCAUCAGGCAGCCCUGUUGGGUCAGGCACUGCGAGAUUCAAGGAAGUAUGGCUGGGAGUUUGAUCAGCAAGGUUUGUAAGAAAGCAAAUAAUGUAUUUAUGGGAGGAAAGACCAAUUGGUGCAUUUUAAUCUUUGGGACCAAAGCCCUGAAACUGGUGUAAAGUUAACUAGGCUACUAGCAUGUGCUAGUGAAGGAAUGUAAGGGAUUUGGGGUGCUGCUUUCUCUCCCCCCCCCCCCCCUUUCAGUAGGCUAUUUAAUGGCACCAAGUGAUUGUUCUACAUAAACUUGCGCUUGUCUUCUUUAUACAUCAGUUUUUGGAAUCUUCGAGAGUCACUUGUCACUAUCUUUUCAAAAGUUGUUGGUGUAGGUUGCAAAUUUUAUUGCAACUACUGUCUGUGUAUUUAUCUGCAAAUAUUGAAACAUGAGACCUAUGAGAUCAUUCUGAGUACCUGCAUUUGUUUCAGUGGGGUAAUGCAGCCCAAUCCUGCUAUCUGCUUGCUCGCUAUAUGAAAAUUCACUUAUCUGCAUUUAAAGACUUCUGCCCAAGCCUCACUAUACGCUCCACAGAGUCACAUAUAUGAACAUCCGGCUUCCUUAUUUCCUUGGUUUUUUGUGAUGUGCUGCUUGGUGGCAGCCAUUUUCGGGCAGAAACCAUGGGAAGGAGGAGCAAGAUCAGAUUAAUAAGAGUAGGAAAAGUCAGACAAAUUUGUUUGUUUAUUUACUUUGUCUGUCUCCUGUUGAUUGGCUGCAGUGAUUGCAGGAAGAAACCAGGGAGGAGAGUGAGCAAAUCUCACAUUGGAAGUGUUCUCAUAGGAAAUAAUGGAAAUUGUAGACUCAUUAUGCAAAUGUGCGACUAAUGAUUUCAUGGGAAGGCAUUGUGUUCAUUAAGCAGCACAUGCAUGUAUUGGUUUCAUUGGUGGGAUCUGAUAAAUUAAUUUUUGUAUGAACAUUUCUUUUAGUUAAACACAACUGGGAGACCAUGGUAGAAGCAAUUCAAAAUUAUAUAGGAUCAUUGAACUGGGGGUAUCGGGUCGCCUUGCGUGAUAAGUCUGUGACAUACCUCAAUGCCUAUGGAGAAUUUGUUGGACCACACAAGAUUAAGGUACCUGCAGAACCAUGUCAUUGUUGACAUUUGAUCUAUUCAGAAGUAUUGCUUCUAUAAUCAUUACUGUGUAUGAACAAGUUAAAGUGAUAGAUUAGGAAAAGCAAUACUGUUUAACCUAUUUUGUUUCAGUUGCAACUGUAUGGUCUUGUACAACAUCAAACACCUGAAAAAGUAUUACACAAUCGACAUAAUGGAUAUAUGAUUAGCCACAAAUGAAGUUGCUCGGCUGAAUAAGUUUUUUCCUAAAUACGGAAUUAAUUAAACUAGGGUAGAUAUUUUGCUAUGUGAAAAGAGGCAGUUGAGAAACAAGAACUUCAGUUUGUACUAAGUUGUAAUUGCAAAUUUAAUUCAAUACUGUAACUACAUGAAGAUUAUUUUAAUUUUUAGUGUUAACUAUUCACAAGUAAAACAACAUAAAAAUCUGCAUGAUGUAAUACGGUUGAUAGAUUAUUCAGAUCAGUGUGUCUUACUGCCUUGUAAGUAAUUCUUGGUAAAGUAAUUUGCUGGCAGUAUCUUGGGGAAAAUGCAUUGCUGUGUGGAAAAAUACCAGUUAUAAAACUUUCUUUCCGUUGACUAGGCAACCAACAGAAAAGGACAAGAAACUUACUGCACAGCUCAGACAUAUGUUAUAGCCACAGGAGAAAGACCGCGAUAUCUUGGUAUCCCAGGAGACAGAGAGUACUGUAUUACAAGGUGAGCUUGAAUUAAAUGACUGCUUUUCGGUAGAUUAAAAGGGCUUCUCAGUAUUUAAACAUCAGUGAUAAUACUGUUUCAUUUUCAGCGAUGAUCUCUUCUCUCUGCCCUACUGCCCUGGAAAGACUUUGGUUGUGGGAGCUUCUUACGUAGCCUUGGAAUGUGCCGGAUUUCUUGCUGGACUUGGUUUGGAUGUCACAGUUAUGGUACGCUCUAUCCUUCUUCGUGGCUUUGAUCAAGAAAUGGCAGAGAGAGCAGGAGCCUAUAUGGAAACCCAUGGUGUAAAAUUCAUCAAGAAGUUUGUUCCUGUUGAGGCAAGUAUCUCCCCUGGUUACGUCAGAUAGGAAAACGCUGAUGUUUGAAAUCUUUUUGUGCAACUUUGAGCAAUAUGGCAUAUGUGUAAACACAGUUGGGAGGCGGGUUUUGCCUGCAAAGGCUAAUAAAGUGAACAUUGUAAUAAAACAGUAUUAUGUGGGUUAAGAUAAAAUUCCUAAGUUUAUGGCUGUUCCAUGCAGGUUGUAAAGUUGGAGGAAGGCAUGCCUGGAAAACUGAAAGUGAUUGCAAAAUCCACUGAAGGAAUACAAAUGAUUGAAGGAGAAUACAACACUGUAAGUGCUCUGCACUUGUGAUUUUUGUUUAAAUUUAUUAUUGUGGGGAGGUUGGUAAGUUAGUUAUUCUUAACUUGGCAGUGCUGAGACUUAGGCCAGAAUCUAGCAGUAACUGCUGCUGCACAGCCUGGUUCAGCGCUCUAACCCUAACACUUUUGCAACAGAGUUCAUUGCUGGAUCGCUCCCUUUUGCUAUCUAGUCAUAGAGUUGGCCAGAUGGUAGCUUGUCAUGAGCAUGUUGGAAUCUAUUUUUAGACCCUGAAUAGUUUUUGAACUCCUUUUUAAACCACAUGUGGGGAACCUUGGGCCUAGGAAGAAGAAGAAGAGGAGGAGGAGUUUGGAUUUGAUAUCCCGCCUUUCACUCCCUUUAAGGAGUCUCAAAGCGGCCAACAUUCUCCUUUCCCUUCCUCCCCCACAACAAACACUCUGUGAGGUGAGUGGGGCUGAGAGACUUCAGAGAAGUGUGACUGGCCCAAGGUCACCCAGCAGCCGCAUGUGGAGGAGCGGAGACGCGAACCCGGUUCCCCAGAUUACGAGACUACCGCUCUUAACCACUACACCACACUGGCUAGGAGCCAAAUGUGGCCCUCAAGGCCUUACCUGUGUGGCCGUUGGGUACUGUUUCCAUGCCACACCCCUCACCACCCUUGCGUCACCCCCUCCAAUUGCUCUGUCCACUUUUGCCUCUGGUCCCACCUUCCACUGGCAUUUAGCCACCUGUAAUUGCCUAGAAGGCAGUGCAACCCUUGAGCUGGAAAAACAGCAACCCUCCACCCCUUCUUUAAACCAAAUAGUGCUGCUUGGAUUACAUGAGAGGCUUUUCAAUACAGGACCACCAAAACAAGAUACAUGAUUCCUUUUUGUGCAGGUUUUGAUAGCUGUUGGCCGUGAUGCUUGUACUAGAAAUAUUGGCUUGGACAAAAUUGGUGUGGCAGUUAAUGCAAAGUAAGUAUUCCAACUCUUUAAUUAAUCUUGGUACAUACUGAAAUUUGUUUAGAAAUCAGCUUUGGUCUUUUAACAGACUUUCUAGAACAUCUACUUUCAGAAGUCUGUUCUAAAUUAUCACCUAGAACCCAUGAGCUCUUAAGGGUGAAACUAGGUAUCUUAAGCAUGCUGACAAAAUUAGUUUAAAACUUUAUGCCUAUAAAUUCCUGCAUUUCACUAUUACCAGUUGUUAAAGUUGCAAAUCCAUCUGUAGAGCAUGAGAAUCUUAAUCUCAGGGUCGUGGGUUCAAGCCCCACAUUGGGCAAAAAGAUUCCUGCAUUGCAGAGGAUUGAACUAUAUGAUCCUCGUGGUCCCGUCCAACUCUACAAUUAUAUGAAAACCUGCGUAAUUUUUCAGUUUGCAACUUAACUACAGCAGGCUUUAUUUAUUUUAAAUUAGUAUGAAGCCAAGCAAAGAGUCUACUUCCCAUUAAAUUAGUUUAAUUUGUUUUAUAGCUUAACACUUAGAGAAGCAUCUGAUAUUAUUAUAUCAAGGAUUAAACCUCAUAUAGCCUAAUGAGUGUAGCUGUUGGAAUCUGCUCAUUAUAGAAGUUGAUCUGGCCUGACAAGUAUGAAAAAUUGUGUGGUACUCAUUAGACGUUAAUUUUCUUCAAUAUAGUGCGACCAACUGGUAUUCUGAUGUCUGUCUUCACGUAUAGUAAUGUCCAAGGCCACAUGAGCAGAUUUCCCUUUGUUCUCUUUCCCAUGUCAUCCUAAAUCUGCUCCAGAGGGUCCCCAAGCGCUCUAGAGCAGAUGGGUGGGGGGAGGGAAUUGCUGCAGGAGAGAGAAGAGGAAGUUGUUCCCUGAGUGGAUUGACUUCGUUGGAUGUCUCUCAUUAUUAAGUGUAAUCAAAUCGUAGCACUAUGUCAGUGUUAACUUUCCCCCCUUCCAUGUAACAAGGAAUGGGAAAAUACCUGCAAACGACGAAGAACAAACCAGUGUGCCUUACGUCUAUGCUAUUGGAGAUGUUUUGGAAGGAAAGCCAGAACUUACACCAGUUGCCAUACAGGCAGGCAAGCUGUUAGCUCGCAGACUUUUUGGAGGGAGUAAUAUAAAGGUAAACGUUCAAUUUCUUAUGGUUAUUACUGCUUGCGUGCUCAAAUAGUUUUUUUGAAAUGGUCUUCUGAUAUGGUUAAGACGCCUGGAAUUGGCUCAUCCAUGUUAGUGUCACCACUUUAAGUAACUUCUGGUCCAGUUUAUGCACCAUCAGUUGCUCAUAGCAUUGGACUUGUGAAUCUCGGUGGAAGGCACUGAUCCCUCUCCAACUCCUGGUAUAGCCACAGCCAUUUUUUGUAUUUAUUUAUAUGCCACUUGAUUACAGUAGUCUCUAAGCUGAGUUGUGAUUGCAUGGUGACUAUCUUAAGCUCCUAACAAAAUUUGGGAGUACUACACAGACUGAAUUGAACUUUGGAAGAGUUUCCAAGAAACUCUUCUCAUUGUGAGACUUUUGUGGGUGAGCUGAGAGCUUGUUGGACCCUGUGUGAGAAUCCAGAGACUGAGAUGGAGGGUGUGUCAGAAGGAAAAUGAAUUGAUACUGAUUUUUAUAUAUUGGUAACUUUGUAUUACUGUAACAUUUGUAUAUGUAACACUGUAUUUUUCUAAUAUUUUGUUUUAAGUUGUCUGUUGGUGCUUCAGUUUUCUGUAUACUGCUUAGAGAUAUUUUAAAUAUAUUAAGAAGAAGAAGAGUUUGGAUUUGAUAUCCCGCCUUUCACUCCCUUUAAGGAGUCUCAAAGCGGCUAACAUUCUCCUUUCCCUUCCUCCCCCACAACAAACACUCUGUGAGGUGAGUGAGGCUGAGAGACUUCAGAGAAGUGUGACUGGCCCAAGGUCACCCAGCAGCCGCAUGUGGAGGAGCGGAGACGCGAACCCGGUUCCCCAGAUUAUGAGACUACCGCUCUUAACCACUACACCACACUGGCUCUCAGAAGUCAAAUAAUCAAAGCAAAUAAUCAAAAGGAUAGGGCUAGUGACUGCAUCAUAUUGAAGCAUCCUGAAAGUUGAUGGGGUGGGGUGAGCUUGGAAACAUAUACACUCUUGGUUUUUGAACAGAAUGCAUUCCAGAAGUCUGCUCAACUUCUGAAAUGUUCAGAAACCAAGGCGCGGCUUCCGAUUGGCUGCAGGAGCAUCCUGCAGCCAAUCGGAAACCGUGGAAGCCACACUGGGUGUUCGAUUUCCAAGGCAUAGUUCGCAAACUGGAACACCUGCUGCCUGGUUUGUGACGUUCAAGUUCCAAGUUGUUCAUGAACUAAGCUGUUCGAAAACCAAGGUACGACUGUACAGACCAGUAUCUAUGCCCUGCUUUAAGUGUUAAGCUUGGGCUGCUGCUUUUGCUGCAAGAGUAUAAGCUACUGUUUGUACUGUGGCCAGUGCAAGUUUUAUAGGAUGGUUGUUGCAUUUUCAUCCCAAUUGCUUUUAUGUGUGAGUCAUAGUGUACGCUUUCAAUUUUAGUGUGACUACAUCAACGUACCAACUACUGUGUUUACACCUCUGGAAUAUGGCUGUUGUGGAUUAUCGGAAGAACGAGCCAUUGAACAACUUGGACAAGACAAUUUAGAUGUGAGACUGAAAUCUUAAAACUUUGCAAUUAAAUAUGGGUGCUCUUUGGGGUAUUAAUAUAUGUGCAAUCAUACUGUGCCUCAUAAUCUAGUUUAUUUUUGUAGGAACAGUAGCUGACCUGAUAUAUUCUCCUUCCCGAAGAAAUCUCCACAGAAUUUUAGGAACUGUGUCCUCACAGCCCUGUUUCCCUAGCCCAGUGUUUUUACUGGUGGAAGGGUAGUCCCUAGCCCUCUGUUGAAGUUCACUCAUACACACAGGCAUUUUCCUUGACAACAUAAAUGUGGGGGUGGGGACAUUCUCCCACAUGCUUUUGUCCUUUUCCUUUUUGCAAGGAUAGGGAUAGCAGCUUCCCUUUCUUUUUCAUCCCGAGGGUGUAGGUUUCUGAGAUGCUUGCACACACCACUUUAGAGAUACUGUAAAAGUGCAAGGGAUAUUAUUAAAAGCGCAGUACAAAGUCAUUAAAGGGAAAACAAACUUUAAAGGCCUAAUUUUCUUUUCCAGGUGUAUCACGCGCUGUUCUGGCCACUUGAAUGGACAAUACCCAACAGAGACAACAACACUUGCUAUGGAAAAGUAAUCUGCAAUAAGCUUGACAAUGUACGUAUUCUGCUCUAAAAACAUUUGUUUUCUUGCAUAUUCAUAUUAUCCAAAAUAUAAACAAAGCCAGGGGACAUCCACUUCAAAGUUGUGUGGAUUGUUCUGCCCAGGGUGCUAAAAUGUGGGAACAGAGAGUUGCCCUAUAGUGAGUCAGACCAUAAAUCCAUCCAGUUCAGUAUUAUCUCCACUGACUGGCAGUGGCCGUCCAGAUUUUCAAGCAAGAGACUGCCCUAGUCGUACCUGAAAAUGCAAUAAAUUGAAUUUGGGACCUGCUGUAAGCAAAUGCUGUACCACACUGACCUACAGCCCUCCUCCAAGUGUACUGUAACUUAAUUUAUCUGUUCUAUUUUAAAACUGUACUAAAAGCAACUUGCGGCUUCUAAUUCCCUGGCUUUAUUUAGCUGCUGCUUAUUGAAGCCACAAAGCAGCUCAGCUUCUUGGAAGUGCCCAGCUGAAAAUACUCUAGUGGUACACAACGUGGGACAGCUAAUGAAGUUGUCUCACCCUAACUGGCUUGUAACCACAACCCUGUUGUCUAGACUAGAGUAGCCAAUGUAGUGCUCUCCAGAUGUUGUGGGUUACAACUCCACAACAUUCCCUAAACAUUCAACCCCUGAAUGGAUGGGGUUGAUGGGACUUACAGGUAGUCCAGAGUAUAUGGAGGGCAGCCCACUGGCUGUCACUGGUGUAGUGACACACUUUCAAUUAACAUAAACUCAUAGUGUAUUUUAAAGGUAAGCUUACAUAGUUCUAUGUGUAUUUAAGUUUGGGUCUGUAAGCAAAACUGCAUUCGUGCAUGAGGUCAAAACUCACUGUAUCACACUGGAAGCAGGAAUCUGGUCAAAGCUUUAUGAAAGAUGCUACUGCUCUUCUGAAAUGGUUUUCUUAAAGUAGUGUGAGAAAAUGUAUUCUUGUAUUCUGUUUUUACCAUGCGUAGCCUUCAUUAGUGGAGCUAAGUCAUCAAACUAAUUAUAGGAAGGAUGAAAACCAUCCUUCCUAUAAUUCCAACCAGCUUGUUGGGGUUAGACCUGUUCCAUAUACCUUUCACGUGGUGAACAAUAGAACUAACCCUUUUCAUUGGUUUCUGCCCAACUUCUCAUUAAUGUGAUGUAUCAGUGGUUAUCUUUAUUCUCAUUUAUUUGUACAGUGAGUGAAUACAUUUGUAUAUGAGCUUGUGGCUUAGAAAUGAAUAGAUACUAAUAAUUCAGUUUAAGUACUUUUAAUAGCGGUUCUAAGCAUCUCACUUUGUAUUUUUUCCUGUUCUCAAUUGGUGUAACAUACUAAGGUAGUGUCUGGUAUGGUGAAAUUGAUUGCCGUCUCUAUUCAUGUUGGAAUAUUGGAAACUUAUUCAAUAUUCAGAUUGCAGGGUUGUUUUUUUUGCAAAUGGUAUACCAGAAGUAGGCAGAACAACUAGCAAAUAAGCAGCUGCCUACAAUUUAAGGGAAAAUACUAACUGGGACAACUUACCUCUCUCUUCUCCCUCCUCCUCCCUUUUAAUUGAAGAACCGUGUGAUAGGAUUUCAUGUUCUUGGACCUAAUGCAGGGGAAAUUACACAAGGCUUUGGAGCAGCAAUGAAAUGUGGUCUCACAAAAGAAUUACUUAAUGAUACGAUUGGUAUACAUCCAACUUGUGCAGAGGUAAGAGUUUCAUUACCACUCUCAUCUUAUAACAUACGUUUGUGGCAUUUUGAACUGAUUUUCGUGUCUACAAUAGCUUAUCUCUUAAGGAUCUCCUAUCUUUAAACAAACAACCACUCCUUGUCCUGUUACAUCUCUUUGUUGCAACACGUUUUCUUUUUUCUGCCCACUCCCUUGUGAUUCUUCUCUAGAGACCUACAGUAUUUACCUUUUUCUCUCUCUUGGGGGUCCUGAGAUAAACACUGCCUAGGAGGCAUGACACUGAACAUUACUCUUUAAAACAAGUCUUUGAAAGCACGUUUAUAAAUUUUUGUGCUUAAAGAAUCACUGCUACCCUUUUUUUCUUACACAUUGGGGGUUGACGCUCACAGUAAGAGAAUUCUGUGUUGGGCUUUUAGUCAAAUUACACAGUUGCAGCAGGAAUGGUGUUGAAUGGAAUGUGGAUUUCUGAAUAGUAUUAAAAAUAAUAAUUUGUGGAUUUCCCCCCUCUCUUUCAGGUGUUUACUACAAUGGAUAUUACAAAGGCUUCGGGGCAAGAUAUCACUCAGAGUGGCUGCUGAGGUUAAACCCUGCUGUUUUAAACUGUUUCCUGUUGGUCCCACUUACCUAUGUUGAAGAUUUUAGGAAGCAUUCAGAUAUACACAGGUAAAUGAAUAUCUGAAUGCUGUAUUUUGCUACCACAGACAUUGAUUUUCUAAAACUUCAAUGGCAGGUGGUGGUGUCUGCAGGAAAUGGCAAAACAGCAGGGGGUAAACUUAAUCCUGACUUGCUUAGAAAUGGCACUAUUGUGUAUUUUUGAAGCUUUGGCUCUGAACCCCAUCUGGAGGCGAGUCAUGGCUGAUUACUUCUAUGCAAAGUUGGGAAAACCUAUUUGUCCAGUCAGUAGAGAUUCCUUCCAAAGGAACUUCUGAAUCAUCCAAGUGAAGUUUAAUUCUAUUAAUUUCAGGGCUUUUGUACAAAUGCAAUGGGCAGAGUGAAUGUAUAGUUAAUAACAUUGGCUAGCAACAGCCAUUGACCUUGAUGGGUCAGUAGUGCAUUUUGUUAAUUGUUAACCUGAAUGGUGAGAUAUGUUUGCAAUGUCUAUAAAUAUCCCUGUUUACACGGUCGUAAGUUGGAGAGCGAGUUUACGAAGUUAAUGUGUUAUGUCCCCAUAUGCAUCAUAGCUCACAGGACACAUAAUGGGAUGACUUGAUUAUUUUAUCAAUAGGUACUUGGUCACCAGAGAAAGCAGUCAUCCUAAGUCACAAAAUUAUCGCUUACAAUUUUUGGGGGGGGGGGGUUCUCUAGUUUUUCCUUAAUAACUUUACCCCUGAUUUUAGCCCCGUAGUUAACUACUCAGAAAAAAAAAUUCCCAAGUAGAGUCAAAAUUGUUUCAUGGUAAUAUUAAUAUGUUCCCUUUUUAUGCAAUAAGUGCAUUGUUUCAGCCAUAAAAUGGAAUGCAUUUGGUCUAGAUUACUUGUAUGCAGGCGAUUAGCUUGAACUUUGUCAUAGCAAUAAACACUGGUUUAUUGUGCUUUAUAAAAAUUCCAGUACAGUGAAAACCUGAAGCCCCAUUGGCAUUCCCUACUUACUUUGAGGAAUGUAUACUUGAGUUUAGUUUAUUCUGUGAUUAAAAAGUAUCUUCUGAAAUGCAUUAUUUCAUUAUCUGUUCAUUAUCAUAUGAACAGGUUUUUUUAUCUAUUUAUGGUGUAUCAUGAAUUUAAAGUUCAGUAAAUGAGCAAUGUAAUGUGUUGUGCACUGUCUCAUUCCUGAGGAAAAACUUACCUCUUUUCAAAGAGAAAUAUCUCUUAAAACUCAACAUUUGGAGACCCAGAAAAGCUUAUGGGAUGGGCAUGUUACUUCCCCACGCCCCACCAAUCAUAAAAAAGCAUCGUCCAACAGUAUGAGCAGUCUAGCCUUAAUGGCAAUCAUCGUCUUUUCUCUUACUGGGGUACUGAGAUGGUGGGUGAGGAAAAUGGCACAAAACCCAAUGUUUUAAAAGGGUGCUUUAAUAGUGGUGUUGGAAAUAUUUUAAAUACAGAAACUUGAAGCCCUCGGUUUUUCAAAUGCGCAGAAAUUCUAAGUGUAAAAUUUGCUGUUGCUGUCCCUCUUAACUUAAGGGUGCUCCAGCUGUCUGCUAAUGUAAGAGGAGGAGGAGGUGCCUGCUGAGUCAGUGAGCUACAGCUGUUUUACCAAGAUGUAAAAAAAUAUUUUAAAACAAAAGUCUGUUGCCCACAAAGGGAAUAUUAAUAGCAACAUCAGACAUCAGAAGUUUUACAUGCCUUACUGGAGGCAACUGCUAGAUAGCAGAUGUGAUUCAGAACAGAUUUAGCAGGAAGAAGACGAUGUCAUUACACUGAAAAUAUUAGCAGCAUGUGAAUAAUUCCAAAUUAAAAUCAAAGUAUCAGUGCAAUUUAAAUUUCCGCCUUUCUCCCUGCUUAUGCACCACCCUUUUACUUAUCAGUGAUUUUAAACCUUUUUUUUUCUUUUUUGUCAUAAGCAGGGAUAAACAUGGGCAAACUUUUUCUGUAAGUUGACUGAAUGCUAAUAUGCUCUUCUGAUUCCAUAACCUUCCAUGUUAUUCAUUAGGCUAGUUCUCCUUGGGGCUUCUUCACAAGCGUAUACGCACAAAGGAAAAAACUGCACACUAAGGCAAAGCAAAUUUUGUAGUGUGGCACACACUUCAUGUAUACAUGCGCGCGCACACGCACACAAGUUUACCCUGUGGGAAGGAUUGCAACAGAGGGAUGCAGGCCAAGACCCACUCUGAGCCUGUGCCAGCUGGACUGUCCCGUGCUGCAGAGUCUUUCUAGUACCAACUGCCCUGUGACCUUCUUGUAUGUUCAUAUCUUGUGUGUGUUUAUAAAAUUGUAAUGUUAAUUUGUAUGCCACCUUGGAAGGCUUUGUAUCCUGAAAGGUAUAAUAUUACAAAUUGUAAAAAAUAAAGAAAAUUGAAGCAGUU
Molecule: messenger RNA, 29693 nt
Organism: Podarcis lilfordi (Lilford's wall lizard)
Lineage: Eukaryota; Metazoa; Chordata; Lepidosauria; Squamata; Lacertidae
Source: the annotation of a GenBank genome assembly